AGAUAACAACAGACAGCAAACCGAUAAAAGGAGAAAUCAGAAUGAAGUCCAUUUAUCAAUUAUCGAUGAAUCUUCGACGUUGUCUUUAGCAAUUGAAUGAAGUUAGCGACUCAUGUAAGAAGGCAAGAGAAUAUGGUUUGUGAAUCGUCAAAAUGUUUGUUCGAGGAGAAAUUUCCGGUUCAAAGUGUGUUCACCAUCGACAGCUCAUUGAUCAUCCGGCUAAUGAAACAUGACUUUUGCACCACAGCACUUAAUAUUGAUGAAGAAUUUCAUCGGAAUGGCUUCACUUCACCGGAAAAUUUGGAAGCACAGUAAAUGGAGAAAAGUGGAAAAUGGGAAACCAUUGUGAUAGUUAGUGGAUGAAAAAUAAAAGAAAAUCAGUGAAAGAUAAAAAGUUUAAAUUAAAGAUAACAGACAGAAGACGAAAUAGAGACACAAAGUGAGAGGAAAGACGAAAAAGUAAGAAAAUUAUCUGUGGUUGAACGGAACGAAUAAGAAAUUAAAACUUCAUUCAGAUCACGUUUCACUUUUUGUUGAAUUUAAAUAAAAAGCUUUUCGUUCUUUAUGUUGAAUUAAGUUUCAUUGCAUUCCUUGCUAUCCCAUCAAGGAAUUGUUAUUACCAACAGUGUUUUGUGCAUAAAACGAUUCUUCAUAAAUACUGGAAGUGAAAUUCAAGCUAAAUCAAAUCAGAAAUCAAGCAGUUUUUGUUUCUCUUUCAAAAAUCAACUAAAGUUUGUUUAUUUACCAACUAAAGACAAUUCUCGCUUCAUUUUGUUUAUUCAUGCUAAGUGUAGCUCUUGGCUUGCUAACAAAGCACAUCAGAAACUGUUUUAGUUUGUAAAAACAUCAUAAAAAGAAAAUUUUGACAGCGGAAAGUUUCUUGAAAAUUUAUUAAGUGUGAAAAAAAAGAAGAGAUUAAGGAAGUGAAUAUUGUGAAAGAGACUUCAAGGAAACGGAACUUGUUGUUCUAAUCUGACGAGCUUUGAUUGAAAGGCGGAAAAGAAGAAAAGAAAAUAACAGAAAAAAAAGUUUUUCAUGUUAAAUUGAGCUGUCAGAGAGUGAAAAGAAAAAAAAGAAUCGUGUGAGAGAAAUUUGACCUCCUACACGUCAUGGCUACUCACAAUCAUCACACAGAACGCAUACCUAUGUUGAUGAAAAGUUCAACAUCAAAUGAAAGCUUGUUAUCGCAGCUUCCAUCACAGCAGCAUAAAAAUUAUGUGAUGUCAAAUGGUAAUAACAUAAAUGGAAUCAUCAGCAACAAUUAUGCGAUCAACAACAGUCAUUUCAUCACGAGAUGCUUUUGUCAUGUGAUGAAAAGCGUUCAAAGAAAUAUUCAAAAAUGCGUUGCUGCACUCGUUCUAAUUUCCUUCUUCAGCAUAAUUUUCUUUACACAAUACAUGGAUAGUCCAGCACUUGUUGGAUUAAUUCGUCGUGAUACAAAGCCAAUGCCAUUAAUUCAUUGUCAAACAUUGAAUAAAUCACCGUCGGAUUCAUCAAACACACAUGACCAUAGGUCAGAGGCGAGAUUGAGAAUUGAUCCGAAGGUUCUUGUUUUCGUUGAGACGACAUACAGCAAAUUGGGACGGGAGAUAGCUGAAGAGCUCGUUUAUAAUAGAAUCAAAUAUAAGGUUGAGGUUGCCGGUAAAAGUUUGCCGGUACUGACAAAUCUUGAUAAAGGUCGCUAUGGUGUGAUUGUGUUCGAGAAUCUCGACAAAUAUUUAACGAUGGAUAAAUGGAAUCGAGAGCUGUUGGAUAAAUAUUGUCGAGAAUAUUCAGUUGGCAUUGUUGGAUUUAUGAGUCCCAGUGAAGAGACUUUAGUUGGAGCUCAAUUGAAGGGCUUUCCACUUUUCAUUCAUACUAAUUUACGUCUACGUGAUGCCAGUUUGAAUCCUUCAUCGCCUGUAUUAAGACUGACGAGAGCGGGUGACACAGCGUGGGGUGCUUUACCUGGAAGUGAUUGGGCGGUUUUUCAACACAACGAUUCCACUUAUGAACCUCUCGAGUUUGCACAAAAAAAUACUCUUGACUAUCCCACUGAUGGUAUUCAACCGCCAUUAACAACCGUUCUUCAAGAUCAUGGAAAGUUGGACGGAAUUCAAAGAAUUUUCUUCGGUGCUGGUCUGAAAUUUUGGCUUCAUCGACUCCUCUUUCUCGAUGCACUUUCCUAUCUUAGUCAUGGUCAAUUAAGUGUAAGCCUCAAUCGAAUGAUUCUCGUUGAUAUUGAUGACAUUUUUGUUGGCGAACGUGGAACGAGACUUAAGCCAGACGAUGUUCAUGCACUUAUAGCGACACAAAAGCGUAUCGGUGAUUUAGUGCCCGGAUUUCGUUUUAAUCUCGGCUUUUCCGGGAAAUAUUUUCACCAUGGAACUAAAGAGGAGAAUCUAGGUGAUGAUAUGUUACUUCGUAACACCGACAAGUUCACUUGGUUUAGUCACAUGUGGAAUCAUCAACAACCGCAUUUAUAUGACAACUUAACACUUCUCAUGAAUGAUAUGAUUCUCAAUAAGGAUUUUGCAAUUGCAAGAGGCAUUCCAUUAGACUCAGGAUAUUCUGUAUCACCUCAUCAUAGCGGCGUUUAUCCCGCCCACGAGUUACUUUAUCAAGCAUGGAAGAAAGUUUGGAACAUAAAAGUUACAUCGACUGAAGAAUAUCCACAUUUACGACCAGCCCGUCUUCGUCGCGGCUUUAUACACCGCAACAUCAUGGUGCUGCCUCGACAAACUUGUGGUUUAUUUACACACACAAUGUACAUUGAUCGUUAUCCUGGUGGACGAGAUAAAUUAGAUGAAUCGAUUCAAGGUGGUGAACUGUUCCAAACAAUCGUCUACAAUCCUAUUAACAUUUUCAUGACUCAUAUGUCGAACUAUGGCAGUGAUCGAUUAGCUCUUUACACGUUCGAAUCUGUAAUAAAGUUCUUAAGAUGUUGGACAAAUAUAAAACUUACGUCGGCACCGCCACUUCAGCUUGGCGAACAGUAUUUCAAGUUGCACCCGGAAGAAAGUGAUCCAAUAUGGGGAAAUCCAUGCGAAGACGAACGGCACAAAAAGAUCUGGUCACGUAACAAAAGCUGCAAUGUACUUCCUUCUCUUCCAAAGUUUCUGGUCAUCGGACCACAAAAAACCGGCACGACAGCACUUUACACUUUCUUAAGCAUGCAUCCAAGUGUUGCAAGUAAUCUUCCCAGUCCCGACACAUUUGAAGAGAUUCAAUUCUUUAAUGGAAAUAAUUAUUAUCGUGGCCUUGAUUGGUACAUGAGUUUCUUUCCUUCAAAUAAUGCCACAUUGACUAACAAUGUCAUUCAAUCGUCAUCUAAUCCGCGAUAUUUCUUUGAGAAAUCAGCGACGUAUUUCGAUGGUGAAUUGGUGCCAAAGAGAGCCCAUCAAUUGUUGCCUAGUGCUAAGCUUGUAGUAAUUUUAAUUUCGCCAGCAAAACGUGCUUAUAGUUGGUAUCAGCACGUGCGAGCACAUGGCGACAUCAUAGCGAAUAAUUAUAGUUUUUAUCAGGUGAUUACUGCCAGUGAUUCAGCGCCAAAGCCAUUACGUGACUUGAGGAAUCGUUGCUUGAAUCCUGGGAAAUAUGCGCAACAUCUCGAAAAGUGGCUUGCAUUCUAUGCAAAUCAGCAGCUUCAUAUCAUUGACGGUGAACAGUUGAAGUUAAAUCCGGCUGAAGUCAUGAACGAUCUUCAACGCUUUCUUAAAAUCACUCCCAUCAUGGAUUAUUCAAGUCAUCUACGGUACGAUCCAAAGAAAGGAUUUUUCUGUCAAGUUAUUAACGAAACGAGAAGCAAAUGUCUGGGAAAGUCGAAAGGUCGGAAUUAUCCUCCGAUGGAUGAGAAAAGCAUGAAAAUUCUGCAGAGAUAUUAUUUGAGUCACAACACGGCAUUGGUUAAGCUUCUGAAGAAGCUUGGUUCACGUCCCAUUCCACUUUGGCUGAAAAAUGAACUUUCGACAACGACAUAAGAUGAUGGGACGAGAUGACAAAACGACGAAGGAAGUUACUCGAGAGACUUUAAACGAAAAAUGCGAAGAAUGAAUAGAAUGUCGCUAAUGGACAUCAACAGAGAGAAAGAAGAAAAAAAACAAACAACAUAAUGUCACAUUGAAGUUCAAAAGCGAAGGAAUUGAGAUCGUUAUCACAUCGCUUGUUAGUCAGUAAGCAAAUUCUCUUCUUCUCGUUUCAUUAAUUCUUUGUAUCAAUGACAAAAAACAAAAACAACGUCGUUUAACGUUAAAUUAAGUUUCAAUCGAUUUGUUUAUCAGUUGAAAAUCAAAACAAACUGAAACCAAUCAAGGAUUUAUAAUGUAAAUUAAUGUGAAUCUAAUGAAUACUUUCUUAGUUAAUUAUCUAUGUAAAUAAUCCCUCCCUAAAAAAAAAGAAACUUUUAAGCUUUAAUUUAAAAAGAAAUGUAAUUUUAUUUAAUUCUUUUUUCUCUCUCUUUGAACGAACCUUGGGAUUGAAACAAAACAAAAAAAAAGAAAAAAAGAUAAGAAAAAAAAGGCAGCGAAGAAAAGGAAAUUAAUUUGAAGCUUAGCAAUAUUAAACGUCCCUGCUUAAAGCUUUAUGCUUUAGGAACAUCAUAAUAGUUGAGCGUAUGAAUGUGUGUGUGUUUGAAUAUGUCGCUAAUGUUGCGUCAUCAAUUAAUCCAAUUAAGUCGACAUCAUCAGAUUGCGGAACCUUAACCGGGUCCCAAAAUGAAUCGUAAAUCACGUAAGCAAUUUCACAAUCAAAAGAAGAGUUUUUAAAUGUAUUGUGCAUAGAAAGAGAGAAGAAGGCAAUUAAGACGUUUGACGUUUCUGCUCUCUCAUCAAAUGAAAUCAAAAGAAAUUUAAUUUAUUAACGCUUCUAACAAAAAAUAUGUUUUUAUUCCACAUACAUGUAUAAAAUAUAUUUUGCAAUAUGACAUUCGAAAAGCAUGAUUGACAAGGGAAGUCGAUCAAUUACAAGACGACUUGAUUCGUGUACUUAAGUUACUCAAUGAUUCAUUUAUAAUUAAGACUUUUUUAUCAAUUUACGUUCUAUGCCAUUUAUUUAAAUUUCUCAUUCUAUGUAAAUCAAAUUGAUUUUGAUUUAACAUCCGCAAUAUAUUCAAAUAAAAAUCAAGACAGAAAGAGAGCCUUAAUUUAUUUAAAAGUUACGCAAAUUGAAACGACAAGCCCCACGCUAAGGCUUCAAUAAUAGAAUUUCAAAGCUUGACAGCGUUGGCAGAAUUUCAAUAUAAAUAAUAAUAAAACAUAUCGUGUUAUGAAAGAAUGAAUGAACUUCUCACCGCACCCGAAGACAACUCAACGCAGCUACCUGGAUUGUUGAUAGGGUGUGACUUCUGUUGACAGAAAGAUGUCAUAAUAGAAGAGAUAAAAGCAAAAAAGGAAAUCAAAUUUUCCAUGUAAUGAAAAUUCAAUUAAGUGUAGAAGAAAAUUCUGUUUUCUUUCGUUUUUACUCUAAGUACAUUAAAAUAAAUUUUCAUCGUUCAUAUCGAACAAAAUCUAAUUGUCAUGUGAAAAAAAAAGUAAAUUAAAAUAUUGUUAUUGAUAUCGAACCAGAUUGUCAAACGUGAAUCUGAUGGUUCGAAAAUGAGAAGAGCUUGAAGAGAUGUGGGGGUGAAGGGAACAGGCGAGUGCUAGAUUGAUCAAAAAGAGAUUCAAAAUCUAAUUAAAUUUAAGCAGUAGCAGAAUGAAGAUGGAAGCAAGUGAAUGAAUCUUCUUUAGUGUCAUUUACACAAGCUUCGGGUAGAUGUGAAUGAUGAAAUUAAUUAAAGUAAAUAUUUUUGUGCCAUUAGUAAAGCAUCUGGAGGGUGGAACAGACAGAGUGUAACAUUACGUAUUAUUGCUGGUAAUUUUUCUUACUAAGCAUUCAAAAUGCUUCUCUUUUUUUUGUUGUUUUGUUUUCUAUGACAACAACAACAAACAGGAUUUUCAUUUUAUCUCUCCCUUUCCCCUCCCUCGCCCCAUCUCAAAAGUCUUUUUUCUCAUAAAAGUGAAUGUUUCAUAUUCCAAUUAACAACAUUUUUGUCGUUGCGUUAGGUUUAAGAAAAAGGAGAAAAUAAAAUAUUGAAAUGAACAUUACGUAGGACAAUGAAGGAAGGAAAAAAUAAUUAUGUUCGUUCGUUCGUAUGUAAGAAAGAGAAAAUUUACAUCCUGUAAGACAAUAAAGAGAAGAAAUUCAAAACUUAUCAAAGG
This is a messenger RNA of Clunio marinus, 6176 nucleotides long. The record is from the annotation of a GenBank genome assembly. NCBI's taxonomy places the organism in Eukaryota, Metazoa, Arthropoda, Insecta, Diptera, Chironomidae.